AUGAAUGUCAUCAACCAACACUUCGCACCCCCUCCGCAUCUACUGAACAACCGUCUUUCGCCUUCUCGCAACAUCCUUUCUUCUCCAUCCGCCAUGACUGGCCGCAAGCGAAAAGCCGACGACGAUGGAAGCGGCGGAGACGAUGAUCGAAUGUCGGCAUCACCAUCUGGCUCACCAGCCGUUACUUCCCGGCCACUCCUUCGACAAUCCACAAAGCGUAUGCGCACCAAUAUUUCCGGCCGCCCAUUGCCUCUACCUCGUCUUCUCGAGACACUCAGUCCCGAUGAGAUGCGUAACCUUUUGCAGUCAAUCUGCGAUCGCCACCCAGCCAUCGGUGCAGAGGUCGUCACAACCGCUCCCCGCCCAAGCGUACAGUCUACGCUCGAGACAAUGGCCAAAUACGAAUCAGCAUUCCAGGCUUCUUUUCCUUUGGGUCGACCAUCAUCGGACUACGCAUACAACCGUGUUCGCCAGCAGCUCGUCGAGCUUCUCGAAGCUCUCAAGGAUUUCACACCGCACUUUCUCCCACCCAACGAACCACAAGCCGCUACCUCGCUCACUUUUCUUGAUGGCGCUACCGAUAUAAUCCAUCGACUUCCCGACUGGGAUAAUUACCAGCACAACCGACCUAAGCAUGAUGCGUAUGAAGAGAUUGCAAAGGCAUGGGCCGCAGUUUUCCGCGAGGCUUCUAAAAAGGCAGGAGGAAUUCAACUGCAAUAUGGCGGCUGGGAUCAAAAGAUUGCGAAGCACAAUGAGAUGUCAGGAGGUCGUAUGCACGAGGCGGUCAACGAAUUGCGAGGAAGCUUGAACUGGAUGGGCGCAGACACGCCACAGGCUCCCACCCAACCAGGACCCUCCGACCCCAUGUCCAUUCGACAACAACUUUUGAAUGGCACCUACGGCAUUGCUUCUCCUGUGCGUGCAGGAUGGUAG
Molecule: messenger RNA, 933 nt
Organism: Aaosphaeria arxii CBS 175.79
Lineage: Eukaryota; Fungi; Ascomycota; Dothideomycetes; Pleosporales
Product: tethering factor for nuclear proteasome sts1
Exons: 2
Coding region: 1-933 (310 amino acids)
Biological process (GO): nuclear protein quality control by the ubiquitin-proteasome system; proteasome localization
Cellular component (GO): nucleus
Source: RefSeq, a predicted model, not a curated record